UCCUAAUUGCAUCAAGCCAGGGUUCCCCCAGAGCUGCUCCUCGCUCCCGGCUGCCCCAGGGGUCCCCAAACCCCCAGCCCCAUUCAUCCCCGUGCCCCCCUUGUCCUGGGGGUCCCCUGGGGCUGUGCCGGCCGUGGAUGUCAGGUCUGCCAGCCAGGCUCGGUGUGCCCAUCUCUCAGCUCGAUUUGGGGCCGAGGUCGGGCACCGUGGGAGGAUAAUUGUUGGUGAUCACUAACGAGGGGCUCUGCUGGCUCCGUGUCCAGCUGGACGCCGUGCCCACGUGUGGGGUGAGUGGCCACGGGUGGGAUAUUGGCUUGGUGGCAGCUCUGCCAGGGCGAACCAGCCCCGGAGCAGCCCGCGGGUUCCCGUGCGCUCCCGUCCUGGCUCUGGGGAGCAGGGAACAAGCAGCCCCCCCCCUUGCAAAGGCAGCAACCGCCCGUAAUUAAACCAAGUGGGAAAGGUUGCCAUGGCACCACGAGCGAAGAAACGAAGCUGCACCUUCACUGCUGCUCCACAGCCCCAGGGCGCUGCGAGCUGCUCCUCCUGGGGUGCCGUGGGGUGCCGUGGGGUGCUGUGGGGUGCUGUGGGGCACCCCGAGCUCCCUCCUCUUGCCCCUAUCCCCUCCCCGUAUCUGCAGGGGGGCAGUGGUAUCGGGAUGGGGCAGCGGUGCUGUGGCCUUGGGGCCGUGCCGUGCCCCUUCCCUGGGGAGCUGGGGUUGUUCCCUGCGGGCUCCCCAAACAUUUUUUAGGGUCCUGAUUUCCACGCAGCGCCCCGUGCCGUGGGGCCGCGUCCCCAUCUUUUUGGGACCCCCCCAGGCUGCGCUUGGCACGGUGCAGGUGGCCCUCGGGGGCUCUCCAAGGGGUUGAUGCGGACCCCAGGCUGGGGGCUGCUAAAAUUUGGGGGCAUCCCCCCUCCCCAAAAAACACACCCCAACUUCUCCCUGCACCUGCAGCCACCCGAGGGAGCCGCUCCAUCGCAUCCCGUCGUCCUGGCAACGGGUGAGGAUGCUGCAGAGCCAGCCCCGGGCUGUCCCCUCCGGCUAUGGGGGGGGCACCCUCACCCCAAAAAAAGCCCCUGGAAUGGGACCUGGGGGUCUCCAGCCAGGCGGAGGGGGGAGUGCUCAGCUCUGGGGACUGUCCCCUCUCUCAGUGCCCAUGGGUUGUGUCCCCUUGUCCCCUUGUCCCCAGGGGCUGUGGCUGUUUUCCAGGCGGUGCGCAGGAGCACCAAUUAGUUAAUUACCAGCAGGCCACCUGGCCAUUAAGCCAUCACCACGAGGCUCUUCUGGGACACGAGCAGAGGGGCUGGGGGGCUCCUGCUGGGGCUGGGGGCUAUGGGGUGAGCAACUGUUUCCUCCUGCCCAUGGGUGUGGGGAGAGGGGCUGAGGUCUGCCCCCGCUGCCACCCUCUGCAAGCGCAGGAAUUUCGCACAAACUUGACGAUGGCACCAAAAGAGCAGAUGUUCGAAUUACACCAAUUUGGGCAAAUUUCUCCCGUUGAAACCCCCUCGGAUCAAUCCUUUGUGUACGGAACUGAGUUGCCUCUCACACCCACUUUAAUCUCGUUAGCGCCGCGGCAGCUCCCAGCCGGAGGCUUUGGGGUGCCGGCUGUGCCCUGCACGAGGUGCACCCCGUGUGGGUGGCGAGGGGGGAAAGAGCAUUUUUGGGGGAUGUUCCCUUCAUCGGAGGGGUUUCAGGGCAAGGAUGGUGCCUCUGCUCCUUGGGGCCCUGGUGAUUGGGGCUGGAUGUCGGGGGCAGCCCUGGCUCCAACCUCAUCCCGAGGGGUUUUAGGGGUGCUGGUGGUGCAGGGGGCUCUGGGGGGGUCUGGGAUUUUCCAUCAGCCUCCAGCUCGUGCCCAUCCGCAGCCCCGUCUCUGCUCCUCCUGGAUGCUGUGCCCAGCCUGGGUUUUAUUUUUGCCUCUGCCCCACAUUUCGGGCUCGUUCCUUGCCCUUUCUCUGGCCUUGUCCUCCUGUUGUGUUUCUGCCACGAUAAAAAUAGCCGAGGAGGUGCCAAAAUAGCAUUAAGGCGCUUGAAUAUGCAAAUGCUCCCUGCUUGCCCCGGCGCCUCCUCCGUUUCAGCAGGACCGCUGGGUGCCCUGCACUGCUGCGGAACCUCCCGAAAAGCUCCUAAAAACCCUGGUUUCUGGCCCAAACCUGGCGAGUGGUAUGCGCUCCCUCCAGAUGGCCCUGGCCAUGGCACCGCCGUGCCCCAUCCCACCGAGGGAGCUGUCCCAGUGCCACCUUCCCCUUGCUGGGAGCAGGCACAGCACCGUGGAGCUGAUGGAGAGCUCCCCGGCCCCGAGCCGAUCCCUCUGGUCGGGGGGGGGGGGGGGGGAUAUUUCGGGAGCGCCGUCACCGGGCCCCGCUGCAGCCGUAGACGGGGAGGGAAUUAAAGACUUGGAGGAGCUGGCAGAGCUCCCUCGGGGAGCCUGUCAGGGACUUCAAAUCCAUCCUUGUUCCUUCCUUCCCAUCAGAAAUUACAAAAUGUGGCUGCUGCCAUGCUGGAAGCAGCCGGCACUUCCAAUUUCUGGCUGGGGGGCUCUGGUUGCUGCCCCCCUGCUGCUCCUCACCCUGUCCCCAGCCGGUGCCGAGGUGCGCCCAUGCCCCACGGGGGCUCACAGCUGUGGGGUCGUGAUGCCCGAGCUGUGCCCCCCGUCCCGGUGAGCAGUGCCCGUGCCGGGUGCUGCACCCCUUGGAGGCUCCAGGGAUGGGCUGGGGGGGCCAGACCCAGCCUGGGAAGCCCCCUUGGUUAAGGGAUGGAGCCCACUGCCCCGUCAGGUGCCCAGCUUCCAGGGGGACACCAGCUUGAUUUUUGGGAGCAGCCUCCAGGCACAACCCGCACCCUGUGCACCAAGCACCAGCUGGGGAGCAGCAGGGCAUCGCGGGGACCUGGGGGACCUGAGCUGCGUCCCCCUCCCCAUCCCAUGAGCAUCAAGGCGAGCUCAGCCCUGAUGCCCCCUCGGCCCUGCCCGGCUCCCCCGGCAGGCUGGGGCUGGCAGACGGCGCAGGCUGCAUUUCCACGGCGAUAUUUAAAGCCCGAGCGGGUGGGAAGCGAAGGAAUCGAUUUCCCAAGUGGGAGGGCAGGGGUGUUAUUUUUAUAUGGCAUUGGAUACGCAGCUUAAAUCUGGCCCUGGGAAGUGAAGAGGAAACGGGUGGGGAAGGGAAAUCGCGUCCUGGCACUGACGCGGGCUCCGGGCGCACGGGCAGAAUCACGCCUGGGGUGGCAGGAGGGGACGGGGACCCUUGUGGGGUCCCCAUCGGGUCCAUCCCUGCAGCCCCUCAGCACCUCAGCACCCGGUCCCCUGAGACCCUGAGGGUCCGUGUGGGUCGAGGAGCUGCCCGGGUGCUGUGGGUGCAGUGGGUGCUUUGGUGCGAGGGGCUGAUCCUGUGCCGUGCCGGCUCCUGCCAAGGGAGCAAGCAGCCGGGGACGUGCGAUCUCCCCACUGCCGAGCCGUCUUCUGUACUUAAUUAAUUAGUGUUUGUAAAGCGCCGGGAUCCUUGGCUGAAAGGCGCUAUUAGAAGUGCAAAGUGUUGUUAUUAAUAAUUUACAGAAGCCGUUCUGCUGCCUCUUGUUUGGCUGCCGAUGCCGGUGAUGCCGAAACCGCGACGGCUUGGCUGCGGCCGGGUCCCAGCACUGCAGUAAUAAUUCUACCAGUCGUCAUCUCGGUUGACAAAACACUGUUGAUGUGACAGCUCCGAGCUAUGAAAUCUCCGUUACCGCUCGAUAAUUAAUUUACUAAUUGCGUGCGCUGCCUCGCCACGCGGCUUGGAGCCAGCCCCGCAGCUGGCGGAGCCCGGCUGACCCCGGUGCUGGGGGGAGCCACGGGGGGGUCCUGCCCCUGCCGCGGGGAUGGGGCUGGACUGGGGAGUGGGG
Messenger RNA from Anas platyrhynchos (mallard), 3868 nucleotides. Lineage: Eukaryota; Metazoa; Chordata; Aves; Anseriformes; Anatidae. The record is from RefSeq and is a predicted model, not a curated record.